CCUUAGUCGCGCCCAGACGCUAGAUAAGGCCGGUCAUGUAGUGCUGGGACCGUUUGCAAAGUGGCAUUGUUAAUGCUGGAUCAUAUAGAAGCUACUAGUUCAAGCAUAAAAUAAAUUACUUGCUUAUUUCGAGCAGGUGUGAACGUUUAAAACGAAACAAAAUAUUUUGCACAAGUUUCGGAAAAUUGACUCAAAUAUUCUGAAUAAAUCGUUUCGAAUUAUCUUGUCGUCACAACAGUUAUUCUAAAGCAAGACUUUAUACAGCUCACAAUUCAGAAAACCUCAGAUCAGUUGUAUAUAACAACUUGCAUACUUUCUAAGGAUAAUAACACGUUUGACAGUUCUUAAACAUGAGUUUUAACAGUUUCUGACAGUGAUAUUUAAUAUUUUAUCUUCCUAAGAAUUUGAAAUCUAUUUACGAUAUCCUGAACGUCUAUUAUUACUAUUACAGGGAUUACAAUUUUAAAGUGUGAAAAUGGCAAACUUAUUGCUGAAUAUAAUGCUGAGUUUAAUGAUAACGGUGUCAUCUGUGGCUCAUGGAUUCCUGACAAAUGUGAUUAAUGACGUCAUUAGUGAAGAUACAGGGGACGUCCGUCUUUUUAAGGAAAAAGAUAAAGUAAGGGAUGUGAAGGAAAGAGCCCUUGAGAAACUACAAGAGGUGUUUGGAUUGCCGGAUUUGGGUGAGAAGCGCCAUCACCAGGUUCCUCCACAGUUCAUGACGGAGCUCUACAACAACAUAGCAGAUCAGAGUGGAUCUACUCGCAGGAGAAUUCCGUACAACGCCACAGUGAUUCGCAGUUUCAUUGAGCGAGAUAACUCUCUGUGCCACUAUUUCCACUUCAACAUAUCGGGGCUGGACGUGACAGAGAGUGUACUCGAAGCGCAGUUGCACCUGUACCGUAUGAAGAUGCAAGCAUAUGAAAUGCACCCCGCCCUCUUCACCUCUCCCAGCCUCAUUAUCCGUGUCUACCAAGUACUGGACGAGCAGCAGCUAAGCCGGCCAGAUAUGCACAGACUACUCAGUAUUCACACAGUGGGGGCCCACUCUCACGGCUGGGAGGUGUCUAACGUCACGGAGGCCGUGCUGGACUGGAUAACAGGCCGGCGUCCCAAUAGGGGUAUUCUUGUCACAUGUAACACGAUUUUUGAGCAGAGCGUCGAAGUGCGGUUCGCCCGUCGCAACGAGCAUCACAACAGCAAGCAGCCCAUACUAGUGCUGUUCGAUGACGAAGCUAAGAUACACGGCCCUACAACCGCCCCUAUCACCCAUCCUCGGCCAGGAAACCUGAAUUACUACAAAUACCACAAUGAUCCCACUAACGAGGAAGGUGAUUCGUCUGCAGAAAGAGCGGCAGUCCGUCAGAGAAGGUCCCUGCCAAACGUUGCAUCUGCAAACUCAAAUCUCAACAGCUCCACAGCAGACAACCCACCUCACAGGGCCAACGCUUCCGGAGAGUGUUCUCGGUUAGAACUCUUUGUAGAUUUCGAACAGAUUGGGUGGUCAUCUUGGAUAAUUGCACCAAAAGGAUACCCUGCAUAUUACUGUAAAGGUCAUUGUAAUUUUCCGUUAGGUCAGAGUCAGCGGCCGACAAACCACGCUACAGUGCAGAGCAUAGUACAUGAGCUUAACCUCGCCCCGGAUGUAGGCAAACCUUGUUGCGUGCCAACAAGUCUCCUUAAUGUCCCCUUACUUUUUUAUGACGACAAUGAUAAUGUUGUCCUUAGGAUGUACGAAGACAUGGUGGCCGACAGCUGUGGGUGUCUGUAGAAAGAGAAGCCUCAAUGUUAUUCGAGACAAUUUAAUUUGAUAAAAAUUUCAGAGUAAAUGGAUUUAAAAUGCUACAAAUUAUUCUUGUUACACCUCCCGAAACUUCAGUUAAUUGGAUGGUAUUAAUUUUAUUUUUCCUCAUCUUACACAUGGAAACGUUUCGUUGAAAAUUCAAAUGUAAAGUUUCUGCUCUUAUUAUGCUCAGAAAUUCCCACGCGCAAAUGCCUGUGCCUAAGGCCCCUAGACAAAAUAUGAUUCAGCCUUCGGCCUAUGGCCGUAACCUUCGAGAGCUAGGAAUCUCUCAGAUUGUAACUUUAAAGGCAGACGUUUCAAAAGAAAUCUCAUAUUCUAUUCGUACCAAACGUGCAAGCCGUCAAAUGGCGCCUCCAUCGGCGUUCUUCUGAACUUGUUGCAACUGCUGAGGAGCGGAAGUUUAGUUACUUUUAUACAUAUAAAGAGAGAGAUUGUUCAGUUUUCUUCUGCUACCCUCUAGCAACAUUGGUCUCCUUUACGGCAGACGUUCACUUCCCUCUAUCAUUAGACCCUUUCAUCAAUUUCGUUACCUUCUGCUCUCGUGAAUUAUCCUCUGCAUCUUUCAGCAAAAAUAAUACAUUCCAAGUAUGCAGAUUUGAAUCUCUGUCCUUAUAAUAGCAUUCGUUUCCAAUUAUCCAUCCGGCAUCUAUCGUUAGUCUUCGUAACACAUAUUGUUUUACGAAAAGAGAUUUUAGCCUCACGCCCAACCCUCACGAGAAGGACCAAGAACUACCAUUAAUUUGGACCCUACCCUUCUAUUUGUGUAGCUUGGGCAAUUCUACCAGGAGCUUAAUCCCUUGUUAGCAUAACUGUUCCGGCGAUUACGGUAUUCAAAGGUUUCCACUGAGUAACGUAAUAGCGCAGGGGGCAGGAAAAUUGAGAAAGGCGUAUUGUAAAAUUCUCCUUAUUAAAACGAUCCAGUGAAUCCCGAGUUAAGUCACUAAAGCGCAAUAAAUUCUGUAAUCAAAGAAAGAUCUAAACAGUAUGCAGCAUUACUAUCUCUGUUUUGUACGAGACUAGAGGUGUUCACUGGAUCUAGUCCUAUAAUUUCUAACUAUAGCAGAGGAGAAUUUUCCUUAGUUAAAAAAAAUGUACAGUAAAGAAUCUAUCUCGAUUUAUCAGUUUAAUUUGUGAGUUAUAGUCCCAGUUUUAUAUCUUUUUUAUAAUAACUGCAAGAACAUCCUGAAAUUUUAACUUCAUUCAUAUCCGCGCUGAUCCCGAAUUGUAUUUAUUAAAAUUAAAAUAACUCUGUAAUAUUCGUGAAUGCCACUUAUACUGAUUUAAUUAUGUCCACGACGUGUUUGUGCACCUGAAGUUCAACCGGCGUCGCGUGAAUGUCACAGUCUAGCCACUGAACUUGAAUCAUUAGGUCUUACAGUUAUUUUCCGAUAAUGUUUCUAAGUAUAAUAACAUUAUUAUUGUUAUAUUAUCUCCUGGUAUGUGACGCAUUGUAGGUCUAUAAAAGUUCACUGAAGUUUGGGAGGAAAAUUACCUUCAUAUUUACUUUUAUCCUGAAGAAAGAGAUUGUAUGAUUGUCCGAAAUAUUUGCAACCACUUACCAAAUGGCACGAUACUAUAACUCAGAAGGCCAAAAUUCUGUUUUAAUGUAAAUGGAAGUGUCAAAUCUGAAGCAGAAAGAAAUCAAAUCGGGGCAGUUAUCAGAGUUUGAUAAUUCUUUUUUCUGUGGCGCUACAGCCCCAAUUUGGGCCUAGACCUACCUCCAUGAAACUCUCCGUUUCACUUCAG
This is a messenger RNA of Cryptotermes secundus, 3547 nucleotides long. Its product is annotated as bone morphogenetic protein 2. Gene Ontology annotation, biological process: SMAD protein signal transduction. The record is from RefSeq and is a predicted model, not a curated record. Bases 476 to 1768 code for a protein of 430 amino acids. NCBI's taxonomy places the organism in Eukaryota, Metazoa, Arthropoda, Insecta, Blattodea, Kalotermitidae. Gene Ontology annotation, cellular component: extracellular region. Gene Ontology annotation, molecular function: cytokine activity; growth factor activity. The transcript has 5 exons.